Messenger RNA from Zalophus californianus (California sea lion), 1142 nucleotides. RefSeq names its product carboxypeptidase O (gene CPO). The record is from RefSeq and is a predicted model, not a curated record. Lineage: Eukaryota; Metazoa; Chordata; Mammalia; Carnivora; Otariidae. The transcript has 8 exons. Gene Ontology annotation, biological process: proteolysis. Gene Ontology annotation, molecular function: zinc ion binding; metallocarboxypeptidase activity.
AUGGCCCAAAAUCAGAACAGUGACAACACCAAAUGCGGUCCUCCCUGGCUGUUUCAGAUCUAUCAGUGAAUGAUUCAGAUAAGUGAGAAGUACACAGGAGUGGUGACACAGCAUUUCCUCAGAAUGACCUAUGAGAUCCGGUCCAUGUAUUAUUUGAAGAUCAGCCAACCAUCCAAUAACCCCAAGAAGAUCAUCUGGAUGGACUGUGGAAUUCAUGCCAGGGAAUGGAUUGCCCCAGCUUUUUGCCAAUGGUUUGUGAAAGAAAUUCUACAAAACUAUAAAGAUAACCCAAGGAUAGGAAGGUUCCUUAGAAACCUGGACUUCUACGUGCUUCCCGUUCUUAAUGUAGAUGGUUAUAUCUAUACUUGGACAACGGAUCGGCUUUGGAGGAAAUCCCAUUCAUACCAUAAUAAUGGCACAUGUUUUGGGACAGAUCUCAAUCGAAAUUUCAAUGUGGCCUGGUGUAGUAACUGUCACGAUUUAACAUUCUGUGGGACAGGACCAGCCUCGGAGCCAGAGACUAAGGCUGUUUCCAGCUUUGUAGAGAGCAAGAAGGAGAGCAUUGUGUGCUUCCUGACCAUGCACUCUUACGGGCAGCUCAUUCUCAUGCCUUAUGGCUACACUAAAAAUGAGUCCAGUAACCAUGAGGAACUGAUCCAAGUUGGACAGAAGGCAGCAAAUGCAUUGAAAAAAAAGCAUGGAACCAAUUAUAGAGUUGGAUCGAGUGCAGAUAUUUUAUAUACCACAUCAGGGUCUUCAAGAGACUGGGCUCGGGACAUUGAAAUUCCCUUCUCAUACACGUUUGAGCUGAGGGAAAAUGGUACAUAUGGAUUGGUUCUGCCAGCUGCGCAGAUUCAGGCCACCUGUGAGGAGACCAUGGAGGCUGUGCUCUCGGUCCUGGAUGAUGUCUGUGAGAAAUACUGGGACUCAGAAGGUGCUGGGAAGGUGACACCGACUGCUGUGGUGCUGGGCCUGCUGGUCUCCUUCAUGUCUGUUCUCUGAGUCUAUCCUACCCAGGUCUGCUCAGCCCCGGUCAUGAGAAUGUGGCUGCAGGGAAGGUGUUUGUCUGAAAAAAGAGGAAUCAAAUAAUUUAAAGAUACUUUCCACUUCAAUAAAGAGGAAUCAUGUUUGUAUUUUCAGGU